This is a messenger RNA of Trichosurus vulpecula (common brushtail), 5035 nucleotides long. It is a transcript of the gene RFX1, whose product is annotated as regulatory factor X1. The coding region runs from base 273 to 3104 and encodes 943 amino acids. Gene Ontology annotation, cellular component: nucleus. Gene Ontology annotation, biological process: regulation of transcription by RNA polymerase II. The transcript has 21 exons. The record is from RefSeq and is a predicted model, not a curated record. NCBI's taxonomy places the organism in Eukaryota, Metazoa, Chordata, Mammalia, Diprotodontia, Phalangeridae. Gene Ontology annotation, molecular function: RNA polymerase II cis-regulatory region sequence-specific DNA binding; DNA-binding transcription factor activity, RNA polymerase II-specific.
GGGUAGCAACAGUUGCCCCGGUGAAGGAAACGGAGGCGCCAUAGCCACGGUAGUCGUGGCGACCAAGCAACCCGGCAACGCGAGUCAACAACAACAACCGCCCCGGCCGACCCCCCCCACCCCCCCUGCCCGGCUCCGGGACCCUGGCAAAUUCCACCCCCCAAAAAAAUCUUCUCCGAGGCCCCCCGGAAACCCCUUCGGCGGACAGAAGGGGGGGAAAGCUGAGGAAGCAAAAAAAAGCCUUAUUUAUUAUCAUUUUCCCCACUGUUGGCAUGGCAACACAGGCGUACGUUACUGAGCUUCAGGCGGCCCCGCAACCACCACAGCCUCAACAAGCCCCUCCACAGGCUCAGCCCCAGCCACCGCCACCACCAGCGGCCCCUCAGCCACCACCACCACCACCACCGCCGCCGCCGCCACCUGCCGCUGCCACCUCCCAGCCACAGUAUGUUAGUGAACUGCAGAGCCCACAGCCCCAACCUGCCAGCCAGAAACAGUAUGUGACUGAUAUCCCAGCCCCCCAAGCACAGUCACAGCCCAGUGGCCAGCCUGCCCCAGCCCCGGCCCCCCAGCAGUUUAUCGUGGUGACGGUCUCAGAAGGGGCCAUGAGGGCCAGUGACACCGUCUCAGAAGCCAGCCCAGGCUCCACAGCCAGCCAGUCUGGAGUGCCAACACAGGUGGUCCAACAGGUCCAGGCCACACCGCAGCGGUUGCUGGUCCAGGCAAGUGUGCAGGCCAAGCCUGGUGCCGUGUCCCCUCUGCAACUUACCAGCAUCCAAGUGCCCCAGCAGCGAUUGGUGGUGCAGAGCACAACCCAGGCCAGCAAAGGGGGCCCGGCCUCAUUAGCUGUUCAUAGUGUCCAACAAGUGCACUCUCCCCCAGAGCGUUCACCAGGACAGGGGAACAGCUCCACCAGCAAAGCUGGCUCCGUGCAGCAGCUCCAGGUGCAUAGUGUCCAGGCCGUCCCUGUCACACAAGAGAGAUCCGUCGUGCAGACCACUCCACAGACACCAAAAUCAGGCCAAGUGCAGCAGCUGACAGUACAAGGGUUGCAGCAGGUCCACGUCACUCAAGAGGUGCAACAGCUCCAGCAGGUGCCCGUGCAGCAUGUGUACCCCAGCCAGGUUCAGUAUGUGGAAGGCGGUGAUGCCAGCUACACAGCCAGCACCAUUCGCUCAGGUACCUACCCCUACACAGAGACACCACUAUACACCCAGAAUGCGGGCACCAGCUACUAUGAGUCCCAGGGCACAACGGCGCAGGUCAGCACACCUGCCACCUCACAGGCUGUGGCGAGUAGUGGCUCAGUGCCCAUGUAUGUGUCGGGUGGCCAGAUCGUCACCAACUCUAGUGGCACAAGCAGCGGAGGGGGCGGCGGGGGCGGCGGGGGCGGCGCCGGCACCUACGUGAUCCAGGGCGGCUACAUGUUGGGCAGCUCCAGCCAGUCGUACUCUCAUACCACCCGUGCCUCACCAGCCACUGUUCAGUGGCUGCUGGAUAACUAUGAGACGGCUGAGGGUGUGAGUCUGCCCCGAAGCACCCUCUAUUGCCACUACCUCCUGCACUGCCAGGAACAGAAGCUAGAGCCCGUCAAUGCUGCCUCUUUUGGCAAGCUCAUCCGUUCCGUCUUCAUGGGCCUCCGUACUCGCCGGCUCGGCACCAGGGGGAACUCCAAAUACCAUUACUAUGGCCUGCGUAUCAAAGCCAACUCUCCACUCUUACGCCUGAUGGAGGACCAGCAACACAUGGCCAUGCGGGGCCAGCCCUUCUCCCAGAAACAGAGGCUUAAACCAAUCCAGAAGAUGGAGGGCAUGACCAAUGGUGUGGCAGUAGGACAGCAGCAGGCAUCAGGCCUGUCCGACAUCAGUGCCCAAGUCCAGCAAUACCAGCAGUUCUUGGAUGCCUCAAGGAGCCUACCAGAAUUCACUGAGCUUGACCUACAGGGCAAGGUGCUACCUGAGGGGAUUGGAACUGAAGACAUCAAGGCCUUCCAGGUCCUUUACCGGGAGCACUGUGAGGCCAUUGUGGACGUCAUGAUUAACCUGCAGUUUACGCUAGUGGAAACUCUGUGGAAGACCUUCUGGAGGUAUAACCUCAAUCAGCCCAGCGAGGCCACCCCCCUGACUGUCCACGAUGAAGCAGAGAAGCGGCUGCCCAAGAGCAGCCUGGUGCUCCUCUCCAAGUAUGAGCCUGUGCUCAAGUGGACCAAGGACUGUGACAACUUGCUGUACCAGGGCCUGGUGGAGAUCCUUAUCCCUGAUGUGCUGCGGCCCAUCCCCAGUGCCUUGACACAAGCAAUUCGGAACUUUGCCAAGAGCCUAGAGAGCUGGCUCACCAAUGCCAUGAUGAACAUCCCUGAAGAGAUGGUUCGGGUGAAGGUGGCCGCAGCCAGUGCUUUUGCCCAAACACUUCGGCGCUACACUUCCCUCAAUCACUUGGCCCAGGCAGCCAGGGCUGUACUUCAGAAUACGGCCCAAAUCAACCAGAUGCUCAGUGACCUCAACCGUGUUGACUUUGCCAAUGUGCAGGAGCAGGCCUCAUGGGUAUGCCGCUGUGAGGACCGCGUUGUACAGCGGCUGGAGCAGGACUUCAAGGUGACUCUUCAGCAGCAGAACUCACUGGAGCAGUGGGCAGGCUGGUUGGAUGGCGUGGUUAGCCAGGUGCUCAAGCCCUACCAGGGCAGUGCCAGCUUUCCCAAGGCUGCCAAACUCUUCCUUCUCAAGUGGUCUUUCUACAGCUCCAUGGUCAUCCGGGACCUGACCCUGCGCAGUGCAGCCAGCUUUGGCUCAUUCCACCUGAUCCGUCUCUUGUAUGACGAGUACAUGUAUUACCUGAUUGAGCACCGGGUGGCCCAGGCCAAGGGAGAGACACCCAUCGCUGUCAUGGGCGAGUUUGCCAACCUGGCCAGUUCCCUGAACCCCCUGGAUCCUGACAAAGAUGAGGAGGAAGAAGAGGAGGAGGAGAGUGAAGAUGAACUGCCCCAAGAGAUCUCUCUCAACUCCAGUGAGUCAACUGCCCUCAGCUCAGAGCCCUUGGAGCCCCCUGCCAAGCUGGCAAGGACUGAUGGACGGGGCAUCUUCGUGCAGGCCCUGCCCUCAAGCUAAAAGCCCUGGCUAUUUGCUGGGGCUCCCCAGGACUCUGGCCCUCAGAGGGCAGGGCAAGGGCUGUUUCAGGGGCCACCUACCCCAAACCCACCUUGUAGCUGUGGGAAUCCCAUGAGCCCAGGCUUCCAGCAAAGGAGAAGCCUGGCCUCACCAGCCUUCUACCUUCCACCCCUACUCUCCUUCCCCCAACAGACACCAAAGUCCCAGCCAGACUCCAGGCUUCCCUGUAGCUCAUGGGACUUGGUGUGUUUUUGCUCUGGCCCUCAUGGUGGGGCAGGAUACACCCCUAGCUACUGAGGGGGGAGCGGGAGAGCUCCUCAAAGCAGGGAAGGCAUUGGCCCUGCACCUGUCACCCCUGCAAACCCACCCCUUCCUGUGGCCUUUGUUUGCCCCUGCGGGGUAUGGGGGUGGGUGGUAGCACAAUCCCAGGGCAAGAACCACUUGGCUGCACUGGAAGGAUUUUGGGGGGGAGGGAGGGGUCAGGGGAGCUGGCUCCUCAAUACUGCAAACACUGACACAAAAGACAAAGACGUGCCUUAAGGAACAAACUGAGCGUCCUGGCUGGCGGCAGGCUCCCUGGGGCAGUGGGCAUGGCCCGGAGCAAGAGGGAGAGUGGAGCAUCUCUUCCCCUGGCCACUUGCACAGGCCCAGAGCUGUGCCAAGCCUGGCCCACGGGGCCAUCUGCCCAGCUCCCUACAGUGGGCAUGGUGGCUCCCAGGUUUCCCUCACCCUCUCCUACUCCCUGGAACUGAUUCCAAGCUCUGGCUUUGCACAGUGGCUUGCCCCCCACCCCAGGCUGUCUGGGGCUUAGGGGAUGCUGAGCUGCCACCUCUGACACAGGUAGUAUGGGUAGGGGGAGGGGUCGUUGCUCUUUGCAAGAGCAGUUGCUAAAGUGCAGAGGUCCCUGUCACCACCCAGAAUCCUCCUUCCCCCAGUCCACUUCCCUUCUUGGUUUAAGUGCAAUUAAAGCAGUUCCGGGCACUGCUUUAGGUGAGGGCUUGUGGGUCAGGGCCCUGCCCAUCAGUCUCCUUCCCUGACCCCCUAUUCGGCACCCUCUGCUGUGAGGGAGCAUUGCAGGCCUCCAUCAAGCCUUGGGAGAGACCCUCUCCUUCACAGGCUGUAUCUCCACCUCAGUACCCUUCCUCUGCCCCAUCCCAUCCAGGCCUGGAGUUGUGGCAGGACCCUCUCCCUCCCCAAGGGCAGGGGAGAGACAGCUGAUGGGGGGAGAUGAGCAGGAGAGGCUUCCUUGUUUCCUCCUAGCUUCCAAAGACCAGUGCUAGAUUGACACUGCCCUGAGAGCUGCCAGCCUAGCCCAGCUCUGGGAGAUAAGGCCAAGGUGCCUCCUUCCAAGUGUGGCCAGCCUCCCCUGGAGCAGGCAGGCGGCAGGGGCCUGGGUAGCCCUCACUCAUAAAAAUCCCCCCCACACCCCAACAGCUGCCCUCUAUGCUGGUUUGUCAUGGAACCUUCUUAGCUAUUCUAGUUUUCCAGAGAUCUGUGCUUUUGUAAUGUAAUGAUCUAACCCUCUCUCUAAACCACAUAACUAUUGUGCGAUUUGUGAGCGAUAUCCACUCAGAGUCGGUAGCUGUUGGGGUUUUUCCAACCAUCAUGGCCUUAUUCGUUCCAAUUUUUUCAGUGUUUUCAACAUGUGAGAUAGAUGUUUAUGGCAAAACAAAAAACAAAAAAAAAAAAACCCUGACCUUAUUGUAUAAAAAAAAAAAUCACUAUUUUGUGUGCUCCAAGUGCAGCAGCUGAGGGGACUGGCCCCCACUCUGCUGGUGGCUGGUGCCACCGUGGGCCCGGGCAGCCAGGCCCUCUUCCCCGUGGUGGUGAAAGUGUCAAAGCGUGUGGUAGUUAGAGAGCCCGAGCUGUUUUCUACCUUUUUGUAGUCUUUCUUAAAACACAAUAAAUUCUGCUGUGUUAUUUGGCUACCA